This is a messenger RNA of Setaria italica (foxtail millet), 774 nucleotides long. Its product is annotated as LEAF RUST 10 DISEASE-RESISTANCE LOCUS RECEPTOR-LIKE PROTEIN KINASE-like 1.2. NCBI's taxonomy places the organism in Eukaryota, Viridiplantae, Streptophyta, Magnoliopsida, Poales, Poaceae. The coding region runs from base 1 to 774 and encodes 257 amino acids. The record is from RefSeq and is a predicted model, not a curated record. The transcript has a single exon. Gene Ontology annotation, molecular function: polysaccharide binding.
AUGCACGCCGCCGCCGUGCUAGCACUGCUUGUCCUCCUGCCUCUGCUCGCCGCCGCGCUGGACGCUGACUGCGCGCCGGCGUCGUGCGGGAACCUGUCCAUCAGGUACCCGUUCUGGCUGAGCGGCCGGCAGCCAUCCUACUGCGGCUACCCGUCCUUCGGCGUCGCGUGCGACCGGACCGGCGCGCCGCCGCUCCUGAACGAGUCCUACCUCCGCGUGCUCGACAUCAACUACAGCAACAGCAACGUCGUGACCUUCCACACGAACCUCGCCGGCGACCCCACCGGCUGCCGGGGCGCCACCAAGUUCAACGUGUCCGCCAUCCUCGCGCUGUCGCUGCUCACCAUCAGCCGCGCCAACCGGGAGCUCUUCCUCUGCGGCAACUGCUCGCGGCGGCCUCCCGCGGAGUGGCUUCCGAUGAACUGCGCGGGCUCCGCCGGCGCCCCGUGGUUCGUGUACAUGAGCCACGAGCCCGGGGAGGCUGAUCAGGAGAUUUCGUCGGCGGGGUGCCACUGCACGGCGAUGCCGGUGAUGCCGGGGUCGGAGCUGAGGGCGCCGGGAGACUACGCGGGGCUCGUCAGGCGCGGGUUCCUCCUGGAGUGGAAGGUGCCCGGGGAUUGUGCGGCGUGCGACGCGAGCGGAGGGGAGUGCCGGUUCGACGCCGACAAGAAUGCGUUCAGGUGCCUCUGCCCCGACGGCAGCAGACGGCCGGCGACGUGCGCGCGCGGUGAGUUACUGAUCCCACGAUUCCGUACGAACCCUAUAUUCUUUUAA